Messenger RNA from Polistes dominula (European paper wasp), 2788 nucleotides. Its product is annotated as protein DENND6A. The record is from RefSeq and is a predicted model, not a curated record. Gene Ontology annotation, molecular function: guanyl-nucleotide exchange factor activity. Gene Ontology annotation, cellular component: recycling endosome. Lineage: Eukaryota; Metazoa; Arthropoda; Insecta; Hymenoptera; Vespidae.
AUUUAUAUGUAUAUUAGUUUUAUACUUAGUAUAAAUCUAAUAAGCAUUAAUAAAUAUAUACACAUAUGCACACGAAUUUAAAGGUUAGAAUCUGUGCUCUCAGGAUAGAACACUAUGAAGACAUUCUCUGCUGAAUUUGGAGUGAAUGGCGAAAGUGUUUACGAGUAUCAACGUUUACAUCUGUUUAUGGUGAAUAAAAAUAUUACGUGCAUAUCAAAUGCUCGAAUUUUUGUUCCUACUUUUAAAAUUAAUCGAACAUAUUUGACAGUGUAUUGUGAACAUAUUGAAAAUGCAUAAAAAAUUAAGAGAAAUAAUAAUUAUUGAUAACAAUAUUAAAAUAGAUGCACUUAUGAUGCUUCCAUAUAUUCAUUAAUUAAACAUUUCUCCAAUAUUGUGUCUGUACAUUUGUAUUGAAUGAUUAUAAUAGAAUGACUAAUAACAUUGAAAUAUUCUUUAAUGGAACACAAAGAAAAAUGAAUGUAAAAGUGAAGGAAUAUAGAAUUGUUAAUAUUCAAUAUUUCUUAAUGAAUGAUCAUAGUCAAUGAAUAUAGUACAAUGUGUAAUAUACAUACAGUAAUAUCUCAUAUGUCUUUAUAUAUCUAUCCAAAGUUUAUUGUCAAAAUUAAUAUUAUGUUAUAUUAUUAAUAUUAUUGAAUCAAAUGAGCAUUAUAUUGACAGACAAAUUUUAUCUAAUGUUGUAUUAUCAAAGUAUAAUUGUAUACCAAUGCUCAAUAUAGUAAAGAAUUUAUUUAUUAUUAAACAAUGUCAGUUCCCUCUUGUUCGACAUACACAGACUUGCAUAUCCCGAAAAGUAAAGAAGAAAAAAUAUAUGCCAAGUGGGAACGUUUCACUAAUUGGGUACAUUGUAUAUGUAUCGUUACUUUUGAUCUUGAAUUAGGCCAAGCUAUAGAGGCGGUUUAUCCAAAUCAUGUACAACUGUCUGAACAAGAAAGAUCUAAUGUAUGUUACUUAGCGUUUCCUGAUUCUAACUCUGGUUGUAUGGGAGAUACCCAAUAUCAUGUAAGAUUAAGGCAAAAUGGAAAUAUGAUUCAAGACACACCAGCUUUACUAGAGUAUAAUAGAAAAUCACCUUCUUUUCUCCAAUGUGAUAAGGAUUACUAUUGGGGCUAUGUAUAUUUUCGUCAAGUUAAAGAUAAAUCUUUACCAAGAGGAUACUUCCAAAAAAGUAUUGUCAUCAUCACUAAACUGCCAUUUGUCAACUUAUUUUGUGAAUUGUGUGCUUUGAUAGCACCUGAAUUUUUUGAUCGUGGUAAUGCAGUCAUGGAAGCAGUUGUACGAGAAAUAGAUCGUUGGCCACUUCCUGGUCCAGGUCAAAUUGUCCACUUACCUCUUAUGGGUGUUUUAUUUCAGACAUACAUUCCAAAUCAAAAUUACAAGGCUGCUGUGCCAUGUAUUGCAGCAAUGGAUCAUGCACCAAAUGUCAAUGCAACACGAAGAUUAAUUUUAACAUCUGCAUAUGAAGGCGAUAUGUUCAAAACAUUAUCUAGUGUAGUGAGUCAUAUACAUUUGUUAUGGGAGUUAGUAUUAGUUAGUGAACCUAUCGUAGUAAUGGCUUCUUCACCGACUACAUGUUCAGAAAUGGUUCAAGCACUUAUUGCUAUGAUAUCACCAUUGAAAUACUGUGCCGAUCAUCGUCCAUAUUUCACGAUUCAUGAUUCUGAAUUUAAAGAGUAUACUUCGGAUGCUCCUACUCCACCUGCUGUAAUACUAGGUGUUACAAAUCCAUUUUUUGCCAAAACUCUGCAACAUUGGCCUCACAUCAUUAGGAUAAGUAAUGGUGGAACUAGUGAAACUCAAAAAUAUAGGAUCAAAAAAUCUGAGAAUCUCAAAGUAUUAGAUUCAAAGCCGGGUGUUUAUACACAAUACAAAUCUUUUCUGCAAAAAGAUAAAGCAAUAUUAAAAAAACUUUUGAGAGGUAUUCAAACAAAAAGACCAGGUGAAGCACAAACGGCUCUUUUGAAACGUCAUUUGAUGGAAUUGACUGAAAGUUUUAUGAUUCCUUUAGAAAGAUAUAUUGCAAGUCUUAUGCCUUUACAAAAGGACAUAUCACCCUUCAAAGCAACACCAAUACCACAAUUAUUUAAUCAGGAUGACUUUUUAGCUACAUUAAGUAGUUUGGGACCUCAAUUAACUACCGGUAUAAAGGGAGAUUGGGUAGGAUUAUACAAACGAUUUUUUAGAUCACCUAAUUUUUCGGGCUGGUUUCAUAGCAGAUACACAGAACUAGCUCAGAAAUUACAAGUGAUACAAUUGGAAGCAUUAUCGCAAGCAGAUUUGAAAACAUGGGUACAAGGAAAGCAAGAAGUAGAAGUUGUGGAUAUGAUCCUUAGAAUUAGACAGAAAUUAGAAAAGAGUUGCAUUAAUGAUAUAUCGAUUGAUGAUACAAUCAGAAAGAAACUCCAAGAUAGAAUAAAUGACAUUACACAUACAUUGCCAGAUGAUUUACAAGUUAUUUUAAGCCAUGAGUCUUGACAGUACGAUUAUAUUAUUAAUUUUAAAACUCGUUAAUAAUACUAUUUACUGCUAUUAGUUGAAUUGGGAAUCAACAUUAUAUGCCAAUGUCGGUGUAAAUUCAUAAGCAAAAUUAAGCUUCCAAGGAAUGAAGCUUUUAGAUUUUUAAAUAUUGAUGAUUAUGACAUAAAAAAAAGAAACGUGAAUCGUAUACAUAUGACAGACAUAAAUUGAAAUGCUCUGACUGAAUUUGUGCUAGAAUUUUAAAUAGGUUUUAAUUAUGCUUUUUUCUUGGAUGUAAGUGUGUAUAUAUAUA